UUACACUGAUGAAGACCCGCCAACACACUGAUACAGACACAUGAGAGCUCUGCGGGGAGCAGUGGAGGCAUAACAGACGGUGUUUCACAGCCGGUAGCAUGUUUGUAGCUCGGAGCAUCGCAGCGGACCACAAAGACCUGAUCCACGAUGUGUCGUAUGACUUCCACGGCCGGAGGAUGGCGACCUGCUCCAGCGACCAGAGCGUCAAGGUUUGGGAUAAAAGUGAGAAUGGAGAGUGGCUCUGCACAGCCAGCUGGAAGACACACAGCGGCUCGGUGUGGAGGGUGACCUGGGCUCACCCCGAGUUCGGUCAGGUUCUGGCUUCCUGCUCCUUCGACCGGACGGCCGCCGUGUGGGAGGAGAUCGUGGGAGAGUCCAACGACAAGCAGAGAGGCCUCAGUCACUGGAUCAAGAGAACCACGCUGGUGGACAGCCGCACCUCGGUGACGGAUGUGAAAUUCGCCCCGAAGCACAUGGGCCUCAUGCUGACCACGUGCUCGGCGGACGGCGUGGUGCGGAUCUACGAGGCGCCCGACGUCAUGAACCUGAGCCAGUGGUCGCUGCAGCACGAGAUCUCCUGCAAGCUGAGCUGCAGCUGCAUCUCCUGGAACCCCUCCAGCUCUCGAGCCCCCCCCAUGUUCGCCGUGGGCAGCGACGACGGCAACGUGACGUACGGAGGGAAGGUUCAGAUCUACGAGUACAACGAGAACACACGGAAAUACGCCAAGGCGGAGACGCUGAUGACGGUCACCGACGCCGUGCACGACAUCGCCUUCGCCCCCAACCUGGGCCGCUCCUUCCACGUGCUCGCCAUCGCCACCAAAGACGUGCGGAUAUUCAAGCUGGUUCCCAUGAGGAAGGAGAGCUCCUCCAGCGGACCCACCAAGUUCGAGGUCCAGAUCGUGGCUCAGUUCGACAACCACAACUCGCAGGUGUGGCGCGUGAGCUGGAACAUCACCAGCACGCUGCUGGCCUCGUCCGGGGACGACGGCUGCGUGCGCCUCUGGAAAGCGAACUACAUGGACAACUGGAAGUGCACGGGCAUCCUGAAGGGCGACGGCAGCCCGCUGACGGGCUCGUCGGGCCAGCCGGCGGCCAUGAGCACGAUGCUGGGCUCCUCCGUUCAGACCUCGCAGAGCGUGCUGAACGGGACGUCCGCGGGAAGGUACUUCUUUCCUCCUCUGGACCCUCGGGCGGGGACCAGGUACGGUCACCUGCUGCCCCCCUCCUCCCUCAUAGAGCCCUGUGAGGCCGAGCCCGUUCAGCCUCCGGCGCAGGCUCUGAGCCUCAGACGCUCCUCCAGGGCCCUGCUGCCUCUGCCCGAGGCCGAGGGCCAGUGACGCAGCCGCUGCAUUUCUAAUAAAAGAC
Messenger RNA from Salarias fasciatus (jewelled blenny), 1368 nucleotides. It is a transcript of the gene seh1l, whose product is annotated as SEH1-like (S. cerevisiae). Gene Ontology annotation, biological process: cellular response to amino acid starvation; positive regulation of TORC1 signaling. The record is from RefSeq and is a predicted model, not a curated record. Gene Ontology annotation, cellular component: Seh1-associated complex; nuclear pore outer ring. NCBI's taxonomy places the organism in Eukaryota, Metazoa, Chordata, Actinopteri, Blenniiformes, Blenniidae. Gene Ontology annotation, molecular function: structural molecule activity; protein binding.